GCCAGUUCAGUAUGAAGCCGUGUACAAAUGAAGCUGUUUUGUUUUGGCUCCUUGGACUGCAGCUCCCAUCAUCCCUCACCCAGGGGAUUCUGGGAGUUGCAGUCCAAAGGGGCUGGAGUUUCCAAGUUUUGCAUGAAAGACAUUUCCUCAGCCUGAGUGGCUCUUGUCUACUUUUGGAACCCAAGGAGCGUCUGGAUAGUCCUUGCGCAGGAGGAGACCUGGCAUCUCUUCGAACCCAAGACUUGGAUUGACGAUCACUUGAGUCCAGCCUCUUGCUCUUUGCAGCAUCUCCAGCUAAAGCGUCCCCAGCAGCAGCUCAGUCUUGCCAUGCUUUGGUCCUUUGGCAACAACCGGGGGUCUUGGCUUGGGCAGCGAUAUGCCAUCCUCUGGGGGAGAUACCAAUCGGUCAACAAGAAGGUUAAGCAUCCGCUCUUACUCACCUGCCACAAGCACUUUGUAUGUUUGGUCAGUAGUACAGGCUGGUGGCAAAAACCUUUGCAGAAGGCCUGGCAUGUGGGCAAUGCCAAUGUUUCUAAAUCUGCAUCAGCAUCAACAGAGGGCAUCUUUUGUGGAACCAGAGGGCUUUUGUACUCCAGUAGAAUCGGGUACCAAAGACCUUUCUCCCAGGGAAGUCCGCAGAGCCCUGGAUCCAGCCCCCGGUUCCAACUGAAGACGCGGCUGCUCAUCACUUUUCUCUUUGGGAGCGGGAUUGUGGCUGCUUGGCUGUAUGUUCGGGCCGAGAAGGAGCAGAGGGAGAAGCUGCUGCGCCUCGAGGAGCUGAGGAAGUUGGCCAUUGGGCAAGGAGACUUCCACCUGGUGGAUCACACAGGGCGGCCCCGCUCCAAGGCCGACCUAAGGGGCAGCUGGGUCCUGCUUUACUUCGGUUUCACCCACUGCCCAGACAUCUGUCCUGAGGAGCUGGAGAAGAUGAGCCGCGUGGUGGAUCUCCUUGACCAAGAUGCCAACCUGCCCCGGGUACAGCCUGUCUUCAUCACAGUUGACCCAGAGAGGGAUGAUGUCGCAGCCGUGGCCAAGUAUGUGCAGGAGUUCCACCCACGGCUUUUGGGGCUGACCGGCACACCGGAGCAAGUGCGAGAAGCCGGGCGGGGCUACCGGGUUUACUAUAGUGCUGGCCCAAAAGACCAGGACAAUGACUACAUUGUGGACCACACGGUGAUCAUCUACCUACUCAGCCCGGAUGGACUUUUCACGGACUAUUACCAGCGGAACAAGACAGAUGCCAAGAUCGCUGAGAGCAUUAAGAAGCACAUGGAGACAUACAAGAGCCUCUUUGGUUGAGCAUACAGGCAGCUGUGGCUUCCCAGAUGUUUACAUCCUUCAACUCCCGUCUAUAUUUGCUGAUGGUGGGGGAUUGUGGGAGCUGAACUCCAAAAGCAUCUGCAGGGCCUCUGUUGCUUUCCUCUGCUCUGCUUAAGUGUGCCCAAACUCUUUUGAAGGAGGGACUUAUUUAUACUCAUAGACUUCCCAAGUGGCAUUUUGUGGCAAAUGAGUUCCAAAGGCUGUACUGAAAUAAUAUUAAUGCAAAAUA
This is a messenger RNA of Sceloporus undulatus (fence lizard), 1549 nucleotides long. It is a transcript of the gene SCO2, whose product is annotated as protein SCO2 homolog, mitochondrial. NCBI's taxonomy places the organism in Eukaryota, Metazoa, Chordata, Lepidosauria, Squamata, Phrynosomatidae. Bases 328 to 1299 code for a protein of 323 amino acids. The record is from RefSeq and is a predicted model, not a curated record. Gene Ontology annotation, biological process: mitochondrial respiratory chain complex IV assembly. The transcript is spliced from 3 exons.